This is a messenger RNA of Poecile atricapillus (Black-capped chickadee), 1088 nucleotides long. RefSeq names its product synapsin-1-like. The record is from RefSeq and is a predicted model, not a curated record. Bases 1 to 924 code for a protein of 307 amino acids. The transcript has 9 exons. NCBI's taxonomy places the organism in Eukaryota, Metazoa, Chordata, Aves, Passeriformes, Paridae. Gene Ontology annotation, molecular function: ATP binding.
AUGACGUCACCGACCCCACCCUGCAGACCCCGCCCCUUUCUGCAGGAACGGGGGCGUGGCCUGGCGGUGACGUCACGGCGAAAGCCCCGCCCACCCCGGGGGCGUGGCCGGAAGAUCCAUAGGGGAUGGAAUUCCUCCGGCGCCGCCUCUCGGACGGGAAUUUCCUGGCGGGGGGGAUGGGCGGGGACCCCCCCGCGGGGGGAGGGGCGGGGAGACCCCCCCGGACCCCCCCCCACGGCCCCGCUGCUGCUCGUGAUCGCCCCCCCCAGCACCGACUGGGUGAAACCCUUCAAGGGCAAAUCCGUGCACGGGGACGUGGAGCUCAGGGUGGAGCAGGCUCAGUUCUCGGAGCUCUCCUUGGCCGCCUCCACCCACGGCGCCCUCAGCGUCACCAUCGAGCCCGCCCGGGGGGGCUCCAGGAGGGUGCGCCCCGAUUUCGUGCUGGUGCGGGAGGCGCCCGAGGGGGGGGCGGGGGGCGCCCCCCGCAGGCUCCUGGCGGGGCUGCACCUGGGGGGGGUCCCCAGCACCGACCCCCUCCCCGCCCUGUACGGCUUCGCUCACCCCCCCUGCCUGUUUGCCCAGUUGGCUCGGCUGCAGCGGGAACUGGGCCAUGAGGCCUUUCCACUGGUGCCACAGCGCUUCUGCAACCGGCCCCGGGGACUGGUGACCGCCCCCACCUUCCCCAUGACGGUGACGCUCAGCCCCUCCCCCCGCCGGGAUGGGACAGGUCCGGGUUCGCUCCCCGCAGGUUCUGGCGGCGCUGGCGGCCGCCGUGGGCGGGGCGGGGGCGGGGGCCGGGGGCGGGGCCGGGGGCGCUGCUGCAGGAGGGACCCCCGGGAACGCAGCGGCUGCGGGUGCAGAGGAUCGGGGAGAGCUACCGGGAACUGCGCCCCGCCCCCGAGCAGGGCCCGCCCGAGAGCCUGAGGGCGCUGAGGCAGAGCUUCGCCAGCCUGUUCGCCGACUGAGCGCCCCGAAAAACUGCCCGGGACACCCCCAAAACAGCCCAAAACCAGCCCAAAAACAGCCCUAAAACAGCCCAAAAAACACCCCAGAAACAGCCCAAAAACAGCCCUAAAACAGCCCAAAAA